Aspergillus oryzae RIB40 is the source of this 519-nucleotide messenger RNA. RefSeq lists its product as uncharacterized. The transcript has 2 exons. The record is from RefSeq and is a predicted model, not a curated record. NCBI's taxonomy places the organism in Eukaryota, Fungi, Ascomycota, Eurotiomycetes, Eurotiales, Aspergillaceae. The coding region runs from base 1 to 519 and encodes 172 amino acids.
AUGGACCUCAUCCUAAUGAUUUCUUGUUUGCUGAAUGUUAGUCACGAACAUGUUCUGCUUCUUUCGGGCAGCCGGUUAACCACAACAGAUGGCUUUUAUCUUGAUGAGAAUGAGUCGGAAACAUUAUACCUCGAUGAUAUAAUAUUAAAGGACCUUAGCACAUCGCUACAAGAGGAACUGGAGUUCCAGCAGUACUAUGGUAACUACCAAUUAACGGCCACUGGCGUGUGCUACCGUACCGAGAUUGCCGCGUGUAUAAACUAUAUGCCACUGGAAAAGUGGCGGAACUAUGUACUGGGUUAUUCUGCCGAAGGUGCCGACGAGAAGAAGAUGGAGGUUAUGAUUCAAGGGUGGAUAAGAGCGUAUUCAAACGAAGCAGACACGGUAAUCACCGCCCUUGAGAAAAUCGAAUCUAGCCAAGCGGACAAGAAAGAUCAUCAAAGGACAAAGAUGCUGAGGAAGCGAUGGACACAGAUUAGGGACCUCUGUAUUAAGGCCUCCGAAGCCGCGUCCUGUUAA